Molecule: messenger RNA, 622 nt
Organism: Solanum lycopersicum (tomato)
Lineage: Eukaryota; Viridiplantae; Streptophyta; Magnoliopsida; Solanales; Solanaceae
Source: RefSeq, a predicted model, not a curated record
CUUUAUUCAUUCCUCCUAUCUCCAAACCAAACCAAAGAUUUCAAAGAAGUAAAAAAAAAAAAUGGCUAGUAUUCCUAGUACCAUAGUUAACACUAGUUUCUUGCCAAGAAGAAGUGUUGUUACUAGCCUUAAAUCCAUACCAAAUGUUGGUGAAUCUCUCUUUGGUCUUAAAAGUGGUAGAAGUGGAAGGAUUACUUGCAUGGCUACAUACAAAGUGAAGCUUAUUACACCAGAAGGACCUUUUGAAUUUGAUUGUCCUGAUGAUGUCAGCAUUCUUGAUCGGGCGGAGGAAACGGGGCUAGAUCUUCCUUAUUCAUGUAGGGCUGGUGCUUGCUCAUCUUGUGCUGGAAAGGUUACUGCUGGAAGUGUUGAUCAGUCUGAUAACAGUUUUCUUGAUGAUGACCAAAUAGAUGAAGGAUUUGUGCUCACUUGUGUUGCUUAUCCAAAGUCUAAUGUUACCAUUCAGACUCACAAGGAGGAGGACCUUGUUGGCUAACUAGUAUUUUACUUCUUUUCUUAUCAAUAAUUAAAUUAGGUGCUAUGUACCUCUUUUAUAUAAGUCAAUGAUGACUUGUACCAUAAUGAUUUAUGGAAGAAUUAAUAAUUUUCUAUUUUUAUUUAA